Molecule: messenger RNA, 1104 nt
Organism: Akanthomyces muscarius
Lineage: Eukaryota; Fungi; Ascomycota; Sordariomycetes; Hypocreales; Cordycipitaceae
Exons: 4
Coding region: 1-1104 (367 amino acids)
Biological process (GO): iron ion transmembrane transport
Cellular component (GO): plasma membrane; high-affinity iron permease complex
Molecular function (GO): ferrous iron transmembrane transporter activity
Source: RefSeq, a predicted model, not a curated record
AUGGCCAACAACGUCUUUGCCGUGCCCGUCUUCCUCGUCGUCUUUCGCGAGGCUCUCGAGGCCGUCAUCAUCGUCUCCAUCCUCCUCGCCUUUCUCAAGAAGACCCUCGGCGGCCCAGGUGGCGAUGUCAAGGCUUACAAGAAACUGCGCAAGCAGGUCUGGCUCGGCAGCUUGAUUGGCUUCCUCAUCUGCAUGAUCGUCGCCAGCGCCAUCAUCGGCGUCUUCUACACCGUCGGCCGCUCCUCGUGGGCCCAAAACGGCCUCUACUACGAGGGCGCCUUUGCCCUCUUCGGCUCCAUCAUCAUCACCAUCAUGGGCGCCGCCCUCCUGCGCGUCACCAAGAUGCAGGACAAGUGGCGCGUCAAGCUCGCCAAGGCCGUCGACAACCCCCUCCGCCUCGGCGGCCGCAAGGGCAUCUUCAAGCGCUUCUUUGAAAAGUACGCCAUGUUCGUCUUGCCCUUUGUCACCGUCCUCCGCGAGGGCAUCGAGGCCGUCGUCUUUGUCGCCGGCGUCUCCUUUACUGCCCCGGCCACCGCCUUCCCGCUGCCCGUCUUUUGCGGUCUGCUCGUCGGCGGCAUCGUGGGGUACCUUCUCUACCGUGGUGGUGUCGGUGCCAAGCUCCAGCUCUUCCUCGUAAUCUCGACCUGCCUUCUCUACCUCGUCGCCGCCGGCCUUUUCUCUCGCGCCGUCUGGUCCUUUGAGAGCGCCAAGUGGAACAAGGUUGUCGGUGGUGACGCCGCCGAAGUAGGCAACGGCCCCGGCUCCUACGACAUUGACAACAGUGUUUGGCACGUCAACUGCUGCGGCCCUGAAGCGCCUGGCUCUGAGGCGUGGGGUAUCCUGAACGGUAUCUUUGGCUGGACCAAUUCGGCCACCUACGGUUCCGUCAUCUCCUACAACGUCUACUGGAUCUUCAUCAUCAUCGGCUUCCUCGUCCUGCGCUUCCAUGAGUCCACCGGUCGCUACCCUUUCAUGAAGGCCAAGGCCAAGACGGCCGACUCGGAUAGCGACGUCAACAGCUCCAGCGGCGGCAGCCACGGCGGCGUCGUUGAUACCAAGGCCCCCGUGCAGGAAAAGACCAGCAAUGUUACUGCUUCUCAGUAA